GCCGGCUGGGCCUCGGCCUCCAGCUCCACCCAUGUCUGUCCCGGGCUCCACCUCCUCACUUCGCCGCUGCUGCAGUCUGCCUUCCCGACCAAAGUCUGUCAGUUCGUCUGAUUUCAAGCAGCGGCGCGGGAUCUCUCGACCAAGCUGAGCGAUGCACCAUUCAAAGAAACUGACAAACUCUGUGGAACAUUGUGUGGAUGAUGCUUUGGAAGGACUCGUGGCCUGGAAUGUAGGAAUGCAGCUGGUGCAGGGACAUCGUAUCGUUAUCAGGUCGGACUUAAAGAACAUUAAAGGCAAAGUGGCAUUACUGUCUGGAGGAGGCUCGGGACAUGAACCAGCUCAUGCAGGCUAUGUUGGAGCAGGAAUGUUGACUGCUGCUAUUGCUGGAGAUGUUUUCACUUCUCCUCCAACUGGAAGUAUUUUAGCAGCGAUUCAGACCGUGGUCAGAGCGGGAGCAGCUGGUGUACUGCUGAUUGUCAAGAACUACACAGGGGAUCGGCUAAAUUUCGGUUUAGCUCUAGAAGAGACAAAAAUGAAGGGAAUUCCUGUGGAGAUGGUUAUUGUGGCUGAUGAUUGUGCCUUUACCAAGCAGAAGAAAGCUGGGAGGAGGGGUUUGUGUGGCACAGUACUUAUCCAUAAAAUAGCUGGGGCCAUGUCUGAAAUGGGAAAGUCACUCAAUGAAAUUUUAGAGAAACUGAACACCACUUUAAGUAAAUUGGGUACAACGGGAAUUUGUUUGUCACCUUGUAGUGUCCCUGGAUCUGGACCAACCUUCCAUUUGGAUGCUGAUGAACUGGAACUUGGGCUGGGUAUCCAUGGAGAAGCUGGUGUUGAGCGGAUAAAGAUGAUAUCAGCUGAUGAAGUUACACAAAAAGUUAUUGAUCACAUGCUAAGUCCCUGUAAUGAAUCUCAUUUGAGUUUGAAAGCAGGAGAUCAUAUUGUGCUGAUUGUGAACAAUCUUGGAGGAUUGUCCUGCUUGGAGCUGAAUAUUGUGGCCAAUUCUGCAAUUAAGUACCUGGAAAGUAAGGAGGUCAUUAUUGAAAGAGCUUAUGUUGGGUCCUUUAUGACAGCCUUGGAAAUGGGAGGAACUUCCCUAACACUGAUGCAUGUUGAUUCUGAACAACUGCAAUUCCUGGACUCACCUACUUCAGCUUCUGGCUGGCCUAAUGUAUCAAAGAGCAGCUUGGCAAAAAGAUGCCGGACUCAAAAUAUUCCUCAUCUGGAACCUGAACCUGAGAAUACAGAUACACUUCCUGGGUCAGGUCCUUUUGUUGAUAAGGUGCAUUCAGUCCUGGAUGCAGUUUCCACUACUUUGCUUCAUAUGGAAGAGGAGCUGAAUGAACUGGAUCGGGAAGCAGGAGAUGGUGACUGUGGCAAUACUCAUGCAAGGGCAGCUCGCGCCAUUAAGGACUUGCUGACAUCUGGUGCAGUUCCUGGGAAUGGUCAUCAGCUUCUUUUGCGCUUAGGCAGACUGAUUAGAGACCAAAUGGGUGGAUCUUCAGGAGCGCUGUACAGUAUUUCCUUAAUUGCUGCAGCACCAAAUCUCAAAGAUAACAACAAUCCUUCUAAUUGGUCUGCGGCGCUGGAUUCUGGCAUUAGAGCACUGAAGAGGUACGGAGGCGCAGAGCUAGGAGACAGGACCAUGCUUGACCCGAUGUGUGCUGCUGCAGACAUACUACACAAUAUGACAGAUGAAAGUGACAAUGUACUGCAAGUUUUAGCUGAAGCUGUGCAGAAAGCUGAAGCAGCUGCAGAAUCUACAAAAAAUAUGAAGGCAAAGGCAGGACGGGCUAGUUAUAUUUCUUCAGCCCAGCUCACCCGACCUGACCCAGGUGCUGUGGCCUUUGCUGCCAUUUUGAAAGCCAUCUUGACUGCACUGAAACAGCCCGCUCCUAAAGCACAAGAAUGAGUGGACCUUUUUUAGGAAUGUGAAAUCAAUGUAAAUUCAUUCACAUACUUUGUAUACUCUGCACACGUAACCUUGUUGGUCAGUGGGCACUGUCAUUAUUGCUGAUUUGCAUUUGACAUCUACCUGUAUGCACAUUUUCUCUACAUCAAUUAAUACCAAAGAUGAUGACUAUCCUUGGAAAGACUAACAAUAUUUGUAAUAUAACUUGGCAAGUAGAUAGCGAUUGUUAUGGGGUGCCGCCUUUUACAUUUGCUGAGUGUUUGAGUUCAUAAAAAGUCUGAUCGGGUGAUACUCACAUUGAGCACUGGACUAACUUCAUUCAGCUGCUGGUUUUAUUUCAGAAACUUUAAAGGACUGAUACCAAAUGGUAAUUAUAUAAAGACUCAUAUAAAACCUAACACCAUAGGUUUUGGAAGUAGUGCAAAAUCAAGAGCAAGAAUUUUGGUGAUUUUAUAAAUACUAAUCUAUGGUUUAUUAUCAGCAAUGCAAUAUUCUGAAUAAUUAUUAAAAUGAUUAAUACUACAACAACAUUGAGUC
Hypanus sabinus (Atlantic stingray) is the source of this 2446-nucleotide messenger RNA. It is a transcript of the gene tkfc, whose product is annotated as triokinase/FMN cyclase. NCBI's taxonomy places the organism in Eukaryota, Metazoa, Chordata, Chondrichthyes, Myliobatiformes, Dasyatidae. The transcript is spliced from 17 exons. Gene Ontology annotation, molecular function: glycerone kinase activity; ATP binding. Bases 152 to 1909 code for a protein of 585 amino acids. The record is from RefSeq and is a predicted model, not a curated record. Gene Ontology annotation, biological process: glycerol catabolic process. Gene Ontology annotation, cellular component: cytosol.